CUGCAGUGGUCUCUGCUGGAGGACUCUCAUGGCUCUUUCAUUUGGAUCCUCCUGGCUAUGCAUGCUGUUAUGGGGCUCCAUUUGUUUUGCUGCAGAAACCGGUUACAACACCGCAUAUGGAUACUACCUUUACAAAAGUCCACAAACUUCUACUCAGUUAACUCCUGGAAAAUACUUGAACCCAAACCAUGAGGAUGAAACAAAUGUUUUAAGGGAACAAAACUUUGUUUCACUGCAAACAGAGCCCACUUCUUUUGGAAACAGGCAGUAUCUCAAUCCUAGUUUCAGAGAAAAGAUGGUGCAUAAUGACAUUUUUGUGAAUUUUCUUAAAAAUAGGCAUCUUCAGAAAAACUACAAGCAGCCAAAGAAGACACUGGUUUCCUCUGGAUUGUUUCAUGAUGGUUCUUUCACCAGUCAAAAACCUGAAUCUCUUGUUCUUUCAAACAGACCGUCUCAAAACUUUGUCUACUUUUCACGGAAGGCACCCAUACUUGUACCUUUACCUGCUAAGACGUAUGUCAAACAGCCAAAAUAUGUGUAUCGCAGAAACAAUUUCCAAGCAGCUAAUAAAACACCAGUAUUUGGAUGCGACGACAAUAAUAGCCUCUGUAGAGUGACAAAAGCUGCCUCUUUACAAAAAUCACCAUCUUUGAAUUACUUUGUACCAAGAAAUCAUAUAUACGUCCCAAAUUAUGAAGCCAAACACAGGAAGAAAAUGGCAAAAUCAUUUCUUGCAUACCUGUCGAGCAUUGACAAAAAAUCUAACGACGAUUAUACUCCUACUGUCCAAAGGUCUGCAUUUGUUAAAUCUGUUUCAAACUUAAACAAUCUUUUGCCACAAAAGGAAAAGCAUAAGUAUUUUCGAUCAGAUGUUCCAUAUAAACCUCAAAGGGAGCUGGAUGAAUCCAAGCUGGUGUUUAAUGUGAAACCUUCUCCACGUGGCUCCAGCAGACAUUCCACCUCUUCAAGAUACCAAAAGUUUGAUGUUGAUCCUUUCACAAAGACUACUCAUUCAGAAAGCACUGGAAAAUCACACCUCUACAACCAAAAUCUACCUUCUGCCCUUCAAAUUGUGAAUUCAAAAUAUAGCCGCCAAGACGCACCCGUGAAAGAAAACCCAUCUCAGGGGGCUAGAAAAAGACUGAACUCCGUUUCAGCUCAAGACAGAUUCCUGCUUCUAAAUGGUGGAUUUAAGGAUGCAAUAAAAGCUGGCCUCCUAAAGUCUUUCAAGCAGCCAGACGGCUUUCACACGUUUUCAGCCAACGUGAAAAAGGGUCCCACAAAUGUUGCAUCUUGGUCUUCAGAAUUGUCUGAACCCAGAGGUUCCGAUUUAAACUGUGUAAUUUGGAAGAACACACCCAAUUCUCCAUUCAAAAGGUCCCAAAAGUCAUCACGACCCACUAAAAAAAGAUACAUCAAGUCUAAAAACCACACAGAAGGAGCUACAGCUUUUCUGUCAAAGAACUGUUAUUUUCCAACUUGGCGAGUUCAAGAUAAGGCUGCUAAUCACUAACACAAACUUGCUACAAGAUGGAGAGCAUAAACCGCCACAUGAUGCAAAAUUCUUUAACAAAAGUAGGAUCUGUUUCCAGCUACAAAUGAAGUCUUUGAUCAAGUGUUUGACACUCCCCAGUAAUCAAAUAGUUUUUACUCAUCUUGCU
This is a messenger RNA of Nematolebias whitei (Rio pearlfish), 1661 nucleotides long. RefSeq lists its product as uncharacterized. NCBI's taxonomy places the organism in Eukaryota, Metazoa, Chordata, Actinopteri, Cyprinodontiformes, Rivulidae. The transcript has 4 exons. The record is from RefSeq and is a predicted model, not a curated record. The coding region runs from base 29 to 1513 and encodes 494 amino acids.